Lacerta agilis (Sand lizard) is the source of this 465-nucleotide messenger RNA. It is a transcript of the gene PFN4, whose product is annotated as profilin family member 4. The record is from RefSeq and is a predicted model, not a curated record. The transcript has a single exon. Gene Ontology annotation, cellular component: cell cortex. Bases 47 to 433 code for a protein of 128 amino acids. Lineage: Eukaryota; Metazoa; Chordata; Lepidosauria; Squamata; Lacertidae. Gene Ontology annotation, molecular function: actin monomer binding.
GGAAGCAGACAAAUACCUAACAGCAGAGAGCUGGGGAGAGAGAAAAAUGAACCAGACACAAAGUAUGCUGAUAGACAGCCUGACUAGGACCAAGCAUGUUGCCAACGCCGCUCUCAUCAGAAUAGUGGACGGCAACAUCCUGGCAACGACUCCGGGCUUCAACAUCCAAAGCCAAGCCCUGGUCUUCCUCCAAGCUUUUUUUAAGGAGUUGCUCCAAGUCAGAAGAGACGGGCUCUACUUCAAAGACCGGUACUACAAGUGCGUCCGAGCGGACGACCACUCCAUCUACCUCAAAGGGAAAGACAACGGGGUGAUCUUGGCCAAAACGGGGACCUUCAUCGUGGUCGGCACUUACGCCCAAGGCAUGUAUCCCAGCGUGUGUGUGGAAGCCGUGGAGAAGCUGGCAGACUACUUCAGAGCAAAGGAAAACUGAAAAGGGUAUGGAGAUGGAGCCAUUUCGCUCAG